ACACUUUUGUACUAUUUGUCUUCCUCUAGUUUGAGAUGGUUUUUGAUUGCCUUGGGGCUACCUUCGUCUAGUCUGUCCGCGUUCCCUGAUUGUUUGUAUUCAAAAUUCCAGUGACUCAUGCCUAACGAGGCGACUUCGGAAUCUGUACAGAUUUGCAAUGACGAAGGCAUCAUACAGCCACCUUUAGACAUUAAGAACAACAUUGAUAAGAUUGCCUCGUAUGUUGCCAGAAAUGUGGGUGGCGAGGCUAGGGUGUUGGCGGACUUGGGGAACAACCCUUCCUUUGGGUUUUUGCACGUGGGGAAUCCUUAUUUUGCCUAUUACAUGCAGAAGGUGCGCUGCGAGCGCAACGCGUUAGAGAGUCAGAAGUCGGCCGAGUCGGCGACCAAGGUGACGGCUAAGGUGUCGGAGGAGUCUAAGGCGGUGGAGGCCCCGCCGAAGCGAGAGUGGAUAUUUGAGUCCGACAUUACGAAGAUUCCCCCGUUGGAUCUCGAGAUAAUCAAGUUGGUGUCGCAGUUUGUGGCUAGAAAUGGUCAGUCGUGUCAGAUGGGUCUUUGGAAUCGAGAAUCGAAGAAUCCGCAGUUUGAUUUUUUGCAGCCCCUGCACCCGUACAACCAGUUGUUUCAGCACUUGGUGGAGUGUUACACGAGGGUCAUAUACCCCGCGGAGGGGUUGGCCGAGUACCACGAGAAGUGCGCGUCGAGCAAGCAGGAGAUCAUUAACAGGAUUAUGAGGAGGCGAGAUUGGAAUCGGUCCCAGAUAAAGACUGAGGAGCAGUUACGCGCUGAGGAGGAGGCCGAGCGUUCGGCGAUGGCUUCCAUAGACUGGAACGACGCGGUUAUAGUGGACACGAUUACCUUUGACCCGAGUGAGGACAUGCAGUUGCCGCAGCCGGUCGACAAGAGUGAGAUAGCGACCAUUUGCAAUAUGGCGAAGGUGCGCGAGGAGGAGGCCGCCAAGCAGCUUUUGAUCCAGAAGCAGGGGAUUGAGAAGGCGGUCGUGGACGCGAUAAACGCGUCGAUGCAGAGCACGACUGCGGCCGCGUCUGAGGCGUCUGCUGCGGCGGGCCGGUCGUUUUCUCCCGACCAGAAGUUUCCGGCCGAUUAUCGUCGCGGCGCGCGAAAGUUGGUUAUGAUGUGUCCCAUUUGCGUGCAGGCCAUUCCCGCGGACGAGCUCGAGGAACACAUGAAGAUUGAGUUGUCUCGGGCCGGCGCGGGUCUCGUCGACAAGCCGAACAAGAACUCGACCUUCCCCGAGCGAACGGCCAUGGUUGCCGAGGGCGACGAAAUCGCGAGUCAUCUGGCCAAAAUGGCGAAGAGGAGAAAAGACAUAUUUGGAGACGAAGAGGACGUGAUGUUGGAGCCCGCGGAAGCUACUGCCACGCUUUCCAGCACAGCUGUUGACAAAGACAUGGAUAACAUGAUCAGCGACCCCAAUUACGCGAAUUUCAAUAGAAACGCACCUUUUUCUCACAACGGGAAAAGGCCGCUCAAUCCCGGCCCCACUGGCUCUCCCGGCUUUCCCUCUCCCGUGGCCUACUCUCCUCACCAAUCUCCCCAGCCCGGAAUCUACGUGAACAAGCCCUCUGGCGAGUAUAGCGCGGCUCAGCCCUACCCGGCGCAAGCGAACUACGUUGCGCCCUCUCACCUGAACGUUUUUCCCUCUGGAUACCACAACUAUCCCAUGCUGGACGUCUCGGGCCAGUACCCGCCCUCGCUGAUGCACGCGUCUGCCGAGUCGGUCUCCCAGAACAGGCCCAACGGCCUGGACGAGGCCGCUCUGAGCGCGAAGCGCCCGAAAGCCAACAAGUACAUCGAGCUGGUUCCUGAGAAGGAGUGGCUGGAGCGGUAUCCUGGCGCCGUGAAAGUCAGGAUCGUCGCGGCGGACAGCGAGAUCUUGCCCGACAACAAGUCCCAGGUCGAACUGGAUCUGGAGCUGAGCUCGACGGUCAAAGACGUCAAAGAGAAGCUCGUCAACAGCUACGCGGUUUCCGCGCCGGUGAACAAGCAGGCCCUGCGGAUCGAAGAGCUCGGGUUCCUCAAGGACAAGCUGAGCCUCGCUCACUACAACUUCAAGCCCGGCAACGAGCUCAUUCUGUCCACCAAGGAGCGCGGAGGCCGCAAAAAGUGAUGAAAAAAAUAAAUAAACAAAUUUGACAAUUUUUUUUUUUAGUCGC
Messenger RNA from Schistocerca gregaria, 2176 nucleotides. RefSeq lists its product as uncharacterized. Gene Ontology annotation, biological process: regulation of alternative mRNA splicing, via spliceosome; mRNA cis splicing, via spliceosome. Bases 118 to 2130 code for a protein of 670 amino acids. The record is from RefSeq and is a predicted model, not a curated record. Gene Ontology annotation, cellular component: U2 snRNP; catalytic step 2 spliceosome; U2-type prespliceosome. Lineage: Eukaryota; Metazoa; Arthropoda; Insecta; Orthoptera; Acrididae. Gene Ontology annotation, molecular function: protein binding; RNA binding. The transcript is spliced from 2 exons.